Passer domesticus (house sparrow) is the source of this 7234-nucleotide messenger RNA. RefSeq names its product ubiquitin specific peptidase 50 (gene USP50). The coding region runs from base 387 to 1409 and encodes 340 amino acids. Gene Ontology annotation, biological process: protein K48-linked deubiquitination; Ras protein signal transduction; protein K63-linked deubiquitination. The record is from RefSeq and is a predicted model, not a curated record. Lineage: Eukaryota; Metazoa; Chordata; Aves; Passeriformes; Passeridae. The transcript has 9 exons. Gene Ontology annotation, molecular function: cysteine-type deubiquitinase activity. Gene Ontology annotation, cellular component: cytosol; postsynaptic density; midbody.
AUCACAAGGGGCUGGAGCAGGAGAAGCUGGGGUGACAGGGUGGAACACGGGACUGAACACACGGGGCACUGCUCGCCUUUGCUCUACAGAGAUUGCUGUGGUUUUAGAGUUCUCUGCCCUGCCUCAGAAUAGAACAUCAGCCUCUAAAAAAGAACAGCAAUGUUGGUGAGAGAUGUGGGUGGUGUAGGGUCUGCGUUCAGCAUCUCGACUGUCUGACUGGGGAUGGGGACAGUUUCGUCCAGAACAGACUUAUGCAACCAGAAAAUAAACCUAAAAUUUUCCUAACAUGAAUUAAGUAACAUUUUGUAGCAAAGAUCUGAAGAACAACCUGUUUAUAGUAGCGUCUGGACUGCAACCUAUGGAUUUAGAAAAUAGUAGGUGGAAGGAUGGCAUGGAAGUGGAGGUACUCCCCCAAGGAAGAGCUGGAGGACAUGAGCAGCCUGCAGCCGGGGCUGACGGGGCUGCAGAACCUGGAGAACACGUGCUACAUGAACGCGGUGCUGCAGUGCCUGUGCAGCCUGACCCCCCUCGUGCAGUAUUUCCUCUCGGGAAAGUGGAACGCGGCCCUGCACCAGGAGAUUGGAGAGUCUGCGACUGCCUUUGGCUGUCUGGUGUCUGACAUGUGGCUUGGAGAGUUUGACUAUGUUUCCCCUGAGGCUUUUCAUUCUGUCUUUGGGAAGCGGUACCCAGCUUUUAGCAGGAGGACUCAGCAUGAUGCACAGGAAUUCCUCAUCUGUGUUCUGGAUGACCUCCACGAGGCUUUCAAGCAGCCAAGCCAAGAAAGACAGAGCCCUGCUGCAGGAGCAAGCACAAGGAGUAGCAGUGGCACAUCUAUUAUAACACAGUUGUUUGAGGGACAGCUCAGCUAUGCUAUCAGGUGUCUGACAUGCAAAGCCCUCAGUGACAGACCCGAGAGCUUCACCGUCCUCUCCCUGCCCAUCCCUUCCACCAGAGUGUGCUCUCUGCAGGACUGCCUGGAAUGCUUUUUUCAGCCAGACACACUGACUCGGAACAACCAAAUCCACUGCUACUGGUGUGGAAGCAACCAAGAUGCAACAGUAAAGGCCACCAUAACCAAGGCACCACAGAUCAUCAUUUUUCAUCUGAAGAGGUUUGCCUGGCAGGACAAGAACAGAAGGAAACUCUCAACCACCGUUUGCUAUCCGUUCAGCGAUCUGGAUCUCUCUCCCUACAUCUCCACAUCGUGUCACAACAAUACAGAGUACAGCUUGUGUGCUGUAGUGAACCAUGCUGGAGAUCUGGAUUAUGGCCACUACACGGCCUUCUGCAAGCACUCAGUCACCAAACACUGGUACAGCUUUGAUGAUGCCCAGGUCACCAAGAUCCCAGACUCUGCAGUGCAGGCUGACACAGCCUACCUCCUCUUCUACAUCUCCCAAGGCUACUGACACCCUGUUAGUCUUGCAAAUGAACACUGAGUAGGGCAGCACCUAGAAUUCACCAGCAGCAUUAAGCAACUCCUGUUUCAUCAAUAAACUAGAGCAUGUGCACCACUGAUCAGCUGUUGUGGUCUUUCAGGAAGUGAUUCCUAGAAAGGACAGUGACAGCCCCUAAGCCAUGAAGGAAUGUGCAUCUGCUCCAUGUGCACAAGGGCUGGGGUUGUUUUCCAUGACAACCUCCUUGCACCCCUCAGAACAACACAGAUGUUGAGCACACAGAUGCACUUACCUGGAAAUUCUUGUUUUUCUGCUGGUUAAGUAUAGCAGGUUGUUCUAAGCUGCCUUUCAGGAACUAACAGAAGGAUAUCAAAGUGAAAGCACACAACCAGACCAGACUGUGCUACAGAAGAGAGGAUGGAGUGACCAUUGAUAUAGAAGAAAGAAAAAGGCAUUGCUCUACUGAUGUAAUUUUUGUUUCUCCAGCACUUCAAACUUGUUUGCAGCUUGCAAGCUUCUGGAAAACAAUCAAUAUUGGUCUUAAUUCCAUCAGCAAGACAGACACAGACAGGUAAAAGCUCAGACUGUAAGACUUUUGAAUGCUAAUCUUACCAGAAAAGGAAAACUAACCCUAAUUCAGAGCAGAGAAAUAUGAAAGAUGCAACUAAAAGAAGUUUUUAAACUAAUCAGCUCUAUGCAAAACAAUAUUUUUAUCUGGACAACCUUUAAACCGUGUAUGUGUCAGACUGUUAUUAUGUACAAUCUUAAUCAUUGCAUAACAAGCUGAGAAUGAAAAACCAAACCCAAACAUACAUUUAACAGGAUAUAUUUUUAAAUAAUUUCUUCAUUAAGGUUUUUAAUGCAUGUGUACAUGAAAAUUUAUAUUAAAAAAUUAAAAAGGAAAAUCUUGUUUGUUUAGAAUAACUCUGAAGUGCACAAAUAUUGACAAAAGCUAACAGAAAAAAUAAUACAGCUCUGCUUUUUUAUUAAGUAGUGUUGCAAUUACUUAGAGCUGGCAAAUAAAUGCAAUCCUCUGAGUUUUGGAGUCUCACAAAAAGGACAACAUUUUAUUAUAUACAUAAUUCUGAUGUGCAAGUAUGCAAUCAAUAUGUACACUUACAUUCCUAACUGUUUACAUUGUUCUAGAGUAUUCACAGUAGAGUCAAGCUUAAGGUUAGAAAUGUGAAAAGGCCAUUAACAGUGAAAGAAAAAAAUAAACCAAGAUAUGUCUUGGGAUUUUAAGACAUUUUAAACUACUUGUUAAUAGAUUUCAGAUGACUAAGCUAGAAUUUAAUUUUGGAGCAGACUAAAAAUAUAGUUCUUUUUUAAAUAAACAGUAAUGCAGUAUGCUUGUAAAUGGUUUCACUGAUGGCAGUAUGAGCACAAGCGUUACCCAUCGGUGUCUGAUUGUUAAGCACUGCUACGCCCGAGCUCCUGCUGCAGGCACCCUGCUCCUGCCACUCCUCCAGCGACUGUCUGCUGUACCUCUGCAUGUUUAUGUGCAUUCCCAGGCCUACUUUGCUCUUGAAGAAAGAAAACCAGUUUCCUUAAGACACGUUCCUUUACGUGGCCAUAUCUAGUGCUCGCUGUUCAUAGGAAGUAUAAAAGAGAAUGUAAGCAGCUGAGGACUUCACCGAGGACGCCGAGAUCUCGGACACUUCGUGGUCAUCAAACUUAAACCAGCGCUGCUUUGAAGCGUUUUUGCAGUAGGCUGUGUAGUGCCCCCCGUCCAGCCCACCGUAAUGAUUCUGUGAAUGUAAGGCAAGGGUUAGUGGCCUUCAAAGCUGCCUUUUCUCCCCUGGUUAGGGAAAUAAUCUAGAACAUGAAAUGUUUACUAAAUCCCAAUUGUUCUUUUUUAGAAUACAACUUUGUCUGCAAUUACAACGCAGCCUGGCUGAAUCCCACAGACCACCCCGAGUCCUGGCAUAAAGUGCAGCUGGGUUUUGAAAUGUGACAUGGUCACUCACCGAUACUGAGAACAGAUUGUAUCUCUUCAAGGAAGUCUUUGGACCAAUAACAUACUGAGAGAGGUCAAGAGUUUCCAGUGGAAAAUCUACUGAAGUUUGAAGCUUUUGUUUCCAUCUUCCAUCAUAGGAAAAUCUAGAGAAUUAAAAAGCAUCAUGAAAAGUUACAAGCUGUUCACAAGCUAUUCCACUGUAUUAAGCAUGUUAGGUUUCCCUGUUUUUAACCAGGAUGUGAUCUCAACUAAAGCCCCCAGUUCUCUUAACGUUUGCUCAUGUGUUUCUUAGCAAAAGUAACAGGAGGUCACUUGUGGAAGUGCCUUGGGAAUUACAGCCUUACAAAAGAAGCAUCAGAUGAAAAUCAAAUUCUUGCAACAUUACAAUUGGUAAUGUAUCUAUCUAUGACCUUCUCUAAGUAAAAAUGGUCAGCUACUGCCAUGGGACAAUCCAGUUCCAUCAAAGCCUGGUCACUCCAUCCUCAUUAACAUCCACCAAUCACCUUUCCUUACCGUUUCAAGUGCACAAGAAGCACAGGUGGUAAUUUCCAAAUUUCUAUUUUUUUCAAAGAGUCCCUUCGAGUUUUGCAAUGGCUACAGUAAAAUCUAUUGUUAUCAGUGAGCUUUUCUUCUUUGGAGAACAAUCUAAGGCAUUCCUGAAACAAAAUACAGAGAUUGUGAAUGAUAGGCAUUUAUGCAAGUAUAACAAAAAUGUUUGUUUCCCAUUUGGUUGUUAACCUGCAUCAGUGAUCUGCAUUCUACAUUUCACUGAGGAAAAGUGACUUAAGUCUAUGUGUGGAAGCAAGUUUUACUGCAGAUAUUAAUUAGCAUCCUUCAAAAUAUACAGAAGAAUUAAAAAUAAAAAAACCAGAUUCAGAUCUGUUCAUGUUUCAGGUCAAUGCAAAUUAAGCAAAAUGCUGCCCAACCCCUUCAAGCAGAGGGUGAGCAGAAGCAGCAUGACAAUGAAGUGCCAGAGGAAGGUUUUCUCUCCAGUUCCCCAUACCUGCAGAGUGCAUUUGCUGGAGGAUGCAAGUGGUAGUGACAGAUACAUGAAAGCCUCGAAGGUUCGGGACCUCUUGUGACACGUCAGACACUGCACGGUGGAUUUGAACUGCCCUUGGAACAGUGCCACAAUGAUGGACUCGUUGAGCUGCUUGUGCUUGUGCCAGGCUAUUUCUGCUGCGCUUGAGUCAUCCAGGUGAUCGUUAUUUUCUUCCUUGUAUCUUUUCCUGUUGUCAGCCUGGAUAGCAGAAGUUUAAAUACCACAGCAAUAUAUUAACAUAUAUGAGAGGAGUUACCUUUACCCAACCUGCAGGCAGCCCUGGGACUAUCCUUCCCAUUUCCUCACUUCGUGCUCUCAUUAAUGGCUCCCGCUGGGACUAAUAAACAAAGAGAAAAGUGAGAAUGAGGAAAGAAAGAACUGUGACUCUCCUCCCCCCACCAAGGUUUGGAACUGGACUCUUUUCAGCAAAAAUCCUAGGUGAGGAUGCUGCUUUGCUUCCUGUGCCAGGUAACAAAAUCCUGUCAAUGUUCCCAAUGUUUUGUCAAUGUUUCCACACCUGGGGGCACUAAAGGGCUCCUUAUGACACCACUGUGUCCUUAACAUCACACAGAGUACCAAGCUGGUGCAAGAGAUUAAAUACCACCAGGCUUUUAUUUUUGAAACAGAGGGUUGCAGUCUAUGAACCAUCAUCCCCUCUAGCUCCAUGUGAGUGGGAAGUUUUAUUAUCCCAUGGGGAUUUCAUGCUGCCCACCUACAAGAAAUAAACAAGCUUGUCUUGGGAAAAAAAAAUCUAUUUGUGUCUUGGUUUUAACUCUCUCCUCUACUUUUAUGUAAAAUGUGGUCUAAGAAAACAUCCAAUUAUGUAUUUUAAAUUGCUAGAUUAAAAUUAGACUUUCAGCAUUAUUUUAGUGCAUAGCUACUUCACAUUUGAUGAUGAUUUUCUUUUUCACUAACCUUGCCUGGAACAGUCACAAAGGUCUGAGAUGCAUCACCCAGUGCCCGUUUCUGUGUUUCUGGUGUUCGAGUUCCCUUUUCUCUUUCUUCCAUGGAUAUUUUGUCAAUCUCAAUCCUUUUUGCACCAAUGUUUUCUGGUUCAUUUUUAUUUUGCCUUUUUGCUUCUACUGCUUCUCUGUGUGUUCUUUCUUGUUCCUUUUCCUCCUGUUCUCUUUUUAUUUGUUCAUCCCUCUCCUUCUGCUCCCUGUCCUCUUUUGAUUGCUGUAGCUUUUCUUUGUGUUCCUUUUCCUUCUGUUCUUCUUUUGCCUUUUGUUCUUGUUCUUUUCGUUCUUGUUCUUCUUUUUCUCUCUUGAGCCUCUCUCUCUGUUCCUGCUGCUGCCUGUCCCGCAGUUCCUUUUCCCGUCUGUUUUUCUCUAACAAAGCAGCAGUUUCCGCAUGGACCCGACUUUUCUCUUCUUCUGUCAGAGUGCUCCUUCCAUCAUGCACGGGCUUUGUGGAGCGGUCUGGAACAAUUCUUCCACUCUCACCAGACUGGCUGUCACUGAUUGUACUUGGAGCUUUUGCUCUGUUAUCACCAAGGAUUUUUAGUGAAGGCUUUUUAGAACGAUCCACCUGUAACACAGGUGCAGAACACAGAGUCUAGAACAACUCACUGCAGCUAUUACUACUCUCUUUGCUAAGCCCUUCCUAAGAGAGAUUUGUAAGAGAAUAAAGAUUAUAUCAAGUUGACUUCUGACAGAGAGAGAGAGAUAUCUUUCAAUUUCAUUAAAUCUUCUCAUUCAAACUGCUUGUUAGUAAAAUUAGGUAUUCAUUCCAGGUGUGAACUAAUAAACAAGUGCUAAAGAAUCAUAAGGACAGCAUUAUACACUGAUUACCACAACCCUCUAUUUUUGAGCUUUCAAAGGUGAACAUUUUAGGGCAAUCAGGCAGCCUAAUUAGGGCUUGGCUCUCUCAGUCAUGUGACAAAGCACCUGUUUAAUGGGAAGGGGUAUUUAAGAAUGGCUUAUGCUCAGCUGUUGCUAGUAGGUAGUUUUGGAUGCUGGAGUGGAUGUUCUGAAGAAAUAAAAGUUCAUCUGGUUCAGGGGCAAACAGAAAUAAGGUCUCUAAAUUUUACAGUAUAGGAUCUCUUGAAUGAAAUCUGUAUCUAGAGGGCUGAAAGUGAAGGGCUUUUAAGCCUUGUCUCCUAAGGAAAGUAUUAUUUUAGUAUAAGAACUCUACAAAAGUGUUUUUAUAAAGUUUUAUUCACAUGAAAGGAAGAUACAAAUUCCUAUACUUUUGCUACUGGGCCCAGAGUAAGAAAACACCUGAAUGUUUUAUUAUUUGAAUGAAGAUACAGUGGCUGGAAAUCAGACCUGUGGAACACCAAGGUAAACCAUGGCUUAACUGUCCUCUCUGUAUUUCAUCCUAUGUGCUUUAAGUAGAAAGGUUACUUAUAAACUUUCUGAAUUAGUGAUCAAUUGCUGACCUUGAAUUUCUCACAUGCUCACGUAAAAACAUUUAUGAAAAGUUCUGCUAUUCUGUUGAGUGUAUUUAGUUUCAUAUAAUUCUGUAGAUCAGUCACCACAGCUUCACAGACCACCAAGAGUCUCUGUACCAAUAUACUCAUGUACAAGGCUUAAACAAAUGUAUUGAGUAUGUUUACUUGUGGAUUUAGAGUGCUGGGUGUGGUGGGUCUCUAACACAUUAACCAUAUACUAACUGAAAAAAAGAAACAGGUCAAAAAGCUUACCUCAGGGAUACUUCUGGUAACUGACAUGGGAUUAACUACAAAGGAACUGUCAGAUUUUGGAACAGCAGCAUCCUGUAUGUUUGGUCUGUUAAGUGAUUUUAGUCUCUCUUCCAAAUUAUCUCCCAUUUCUUCAUUUUCAGCAACAACAGGUGGCACAGGAGCUGGCUCCUCCAGAGAUGGAUAUGUAAAAUCCA